GUUCAACAGUGUGUUCAGUGCAGGGUUAAGCUACAGCAGCAAACACAGCUCACACAGCUCAGCACCACGACUUUAAACUAGUUCUUAAAGUAUCGAGAAUGAGACGAAAAUAGAAACAUUUUCUCAGAAAGUAGCGACAUUACAUUACUGGGUGUAUUUUUGGAACAGAAAACAUGAUUAAAUCUGCUUUUAACCACUAAAUGGGAUAUUUCCACCGAGGAGAAAGCCUUCAGUGGAUGGAGUCAGGUGGUCAGAGCCGGAGCAUUGACUCGCUCUUCAGGUCGUGUGAUUCUGAUAAUUCGGGACGGAUUGAAAAGGGAGAAUUCUUCAGACUCUGCUCAGAACUUCAGGUCCGGACAGAGGACGCACAUGCGAUCUUCAGCAAACUGGACAUGGACCAGGACGGGGCUAUAAACCUGGAUGACUUUGUUAAAGGCUUUCAAACGGCGGAGAACUUCAUGAAACGAGAAGAAGAAGUAGAAGAAGAAGAAAUGGAGGAGCAGAGCAGAGGUGGAGAAGCAUUUUCUCUGGCCUGGGAGGACUUCAGGUCCAGACUGGGGGAGCAGCAGAAGUUCAUUCCCCGUAUCGACCAGGUGUCCAUUCUUUACCAGAACAUCAGUCUGACCGAGGCCCGGAUCAUUCCUCAGUAUGAGCGAGUCGUACUCAACUUCAUCAGAGAGAUCAAGCUCCAGAACACAGAGAUGGAGCAUCUGGCACUGGCUGUUAAAAGGGCUCAGGAUCAGGCUACCAUUCAGCUUAGCGAGAUGGAAGAAGAGAUGGACCAACGCAUUCAUGCAACAGAGAGAAACACACGAAUAAAGGAAUCCAAAAAGGCAGAGACAGCUCUGACCAGUAUGAAACAGCACUAUGAAGCUCAGCUGACUGAGUUACAGCAGAAGAUCCGCAUUCUUCAAAUGUCUGAAGACCAGAACAAGAACACUAGUCUCCAGGAGGAGAACGCAGCACUGAAGCGAAAGAAUAAUGAGCUCACACUGCAAAACCAGAAGCUGAAGCAGGAGCUGCUGGAGUGUCACACCAAUGUAGCAUUUCUGCAGAGUGAGCUAGACUCUAUUAAAAGUGAUCUCACUGACCAGAGCAUCAACUUUGAACGAGAUGAAGCCCUGAUGAGGUGUUUUGCUGAGGAGAGGGACAACCUGGAGAGACAGAUAGAGAUGCUGCAGGCAGCAAACCGGAAGCUUCACGACAGCAACGAUGGUUUACGUGCAACUCUGGAGAACAGCCAGGCCAAAAACAAGGGUCAGCGAUUAUCUCCUGGAAGUACUAUGGCUAGGAGGAAGAGCUUGUGCACUCCAUAUUUUGAAAGGUGCUGUAACAUGUGUGGGGAAGACGACUACGACCAGCUGCAGGUAAUGGAACAUCUGCGCAGGCAGAGCUGUGACUCUUUGGCUCUGGCGCUGUGUGACCCCAUGCGCAGACACAGCUUUGAGCUGGACAGUCUUCCCGAGAGCUGUGUGGACAGUGGCAUGUCCACUCUCCGCUCCAACAACGGAUACGACUCGGAGCAAGAGAGCACUUCCAAAAGCCCCACCCAGCCUGAAGAUACAGACACCACCCUGUCUGGAGAAACCUCAGACACAGAGGUGCAGGAGGUGCAGGAGGAGAAGGCGUGUGGGUCAGACAGUGAGUCGCUAGAAAGCUGGAUUCCACUGCAGCCAGAAGUUACUGUGACGGGAAAGAAGUGUCUUUCUGCCAUCUUCACAGAGAGAGAAAAGGAUGAGCUGGUGGUGAAGCCGCAGGCGUCUGAUAAGACCUAUAAGAUAGUGUUAGCAGGUGAUGCUGCUGUAGGAAAGUCCAGCUUCCUCCUGCGCCUCUGCAAGAAUGAGUUCAAAGGCACCACCAGCGCCACUCUCGGAGUUGAUUUCCAAAUGAAGACUCUUGUGGUGGACGGAGUUCCAACAGUGUUACAGCUUUGGGAUACAGCGGGUCAGGAGAGGUUCAGAAGCAUCGCUAAAUCCUACUUCAGACGAGCUGACGGCGUUCUCCUGCUUUACGACGUCACCUGUGAGAAGAGCUUCCUGAACGUGCGCGAGUGGGUGGACAUCAUAGAGGAUGUUUCCCAGGAUGAUGUGCCCAUCAUGCUGGUGGGGAAUAAGACAGAUCUGCGGGAGCAGGCUCUUCAAGAAGGCAUCACAUGCAUCCCAACCAGCUAUGGAGAGAAGCUCGCUAUGACCUACAGCUCACUCUUCUGUGAGACAAGCGCAAAGGAGGGCUCGAACAUUGUGGAGGCCGUCCUGCAUUUAGCACGAGAGGUGAUAAAGCACGCACAUGAACACAAGGAGCCGGCCUCAGUGGCCAAACUCUCCGGAAGUCCCAGCAAAAAGAUUACCAGCUUAAACUGUUGCAUGGUGUGAUGCACAAACCUUCAUUCUGAAAGACAGGAAACAUGCAAAACCCCACCAGCGAGGCUUGUGCUGGUGUAUCAGCGUACAGUAUCACUGUGAUUUACACCAGUCUGUAGUCCUAAAGCCAAAUAUUCAACCUUGUACUUCAACACUGUGACUUUGUGAUUCCCUGUUGCGUCUGUCCUCUUCUAGAACCUGAGUGUUAAAAAAAAAUUAUGAGCAGUACUGAUUCAAAUAAAAAAAAAAAAUCUGAUAUGAUUUUAAAUAAUUAAAAGUGUCCAAUAAUUUUAGUUAAAAAUUACUUUUGUCAGUAGGGAUUCAGAGUGAAGUCAGGAUAAUAUUAACAUCAGACUGAGAGGUCCUGUGUUAAAGUGAUGCUGAGCUCCAGCACUAAAAUAUUUGCAUUAUAGUAUGUGUAAAUUAAAUAAAUGCAAAAAAAUUAAAUAUAAAUGAAUUAAUAAAUAUUCCAUUUUUCUUUAAUGCUGAUCCAAGGAGAUCCAAUUACUGCAUUUUUUUAAUGUUUGCAUUCUGGCAAAUGUGUACAA
Messenger RNA from Astyanax mexicanus (Mexican tetra), 2908 nucleotides. It is a transcript of the gene rasef, whose product is annotated as RAS and EF-hand domain containing. The record is from RefSeq and is a predicted model, not a curated record. The coding region runs from base 201 to 2372 and encodes 723 amino acids. The transcript has 17 exons. Lineage: Eukaryota; Metazoa; Chordata; Actinopteri; Characiformes; Acestrorhamphidae. Gene Ontology annotation, molecular function: GTP binding; calcium ion binding; GTPase activity.